CUGAUUGUACAGAUGUUCCGUCCGGUCAUGGCAAGCUUGGGGCAAGCUGGGCACGCCGAUGUGGCCCUCUCUGGCAGUUUCUCUUAUUGCACUGCAGCUGAACCAUCUUCAAAGUCAAGAUGCAAGCGGGAUUCGAGAGGUCUACUUGGAGCAGAGCAUCGGAGUUUCCAUUCCUCUUUUUUUGGCGUGCUUCUCGGGUGACCUAUUCCCUGGCCUUGCCCAGAGAUACAGAGCUUGUGGCAGUUCGUCUAGAUGCAACACAGGAGACUGGCUCAAUAGAGCCCUUCGCUUUGCACGUGCCUGACAAAGGGCUGAGCACGACAUUGACCCCCGGAGUGCCUUCACACUACGUGGAAGUUCCAAUGGGUCAGCCAAUUCAGCUGAGGCUGGACAUACGGCAGCUGAGCUAUGAGCAACGCACUUAAUGGGUUGGAACCGUCGGGUUGAUUGAAAUGAUGUCAAUGAAGACCGCCUGCCAAUGCGCGGCUAGGCGGCUAGAGCCUGCAUAGAGCUUGCUUGACACCUCGAUGCAAAAGCUCCUGGUAGCGUCCUUGCUCCUAGUAGUACGGCCAGGAGCCCCUAGUAGCGUUCUUGCUCCUAGUAGCGAUGCCCUUUGCUUCUAGUAGCGUCAUCGAUACUAGGAGUUUUGUUGGAUCGGUGUGAUUGGAGUGCUGCCUUUACGGCCUUUAUCAUCAUGUCAUUUCUACGACAAAUGUAUUCACAUAUUGGUCACAGAUUGGCAUACAAAGGUCGAGGUCUUCCUUUUCCAUGCCCUCUUCAUUUUUGUCGACGCAAACUUGAAAAACAAAAAACACAAAAACACUUGAAAUCAUCCAAAACCAGUCUAUUUAUGAUACUCAAUGCGUCAAAACAAUCAUGCCGGUCACUGCUCACCUGCUAAGGAUCUCACUGGUUCGUUCCAGGAUCGGCUUCUAUGGACAGGGAAUUUGGCCGGAUCCAGCACAGCUUUAUCCGCCGGAAGGAACUUUAGCAGGCUUGAACCUUUGGGAUAGCAUGGGCACCCCCGCUAUCAUGGUCUGGUUCAUGCCGCGCGUCUCAAUGUACUUUGCGUCUCUUCGGGAGGAAGCACAUGGCGUCAGGUUGGCAGCAAGCCCGAAUGAUCCUGAUGCAUUGGUGGAGUGGCGCAUCAAUGCCGAGACCUGGCAACCUUUAGUGCCGGGCAGGACAUCAGAAGUUGGGGAGGUGGCUCCUUACGGUUGGACUCUGUUGGAGGUACGUGUCUCAUCAUCUUUGGUCAAGACCUUGUCACCGCUACUCUAUGAGGUUGUCUUAGCUCGUGGAAGUGUUUGCCAUCCCACCUGCGCAUCAUGUUGGGGACCGUCGAAGACGCAAUGUGAGUCUUGCAAUGCACCGUUGGUACUCGUGGACAGCAAAUGCCUGUACACAUCGUGUUCAUCUUCAAGCUUGUACUUUAACCAGAGCAUGGAGAGCUGCCAACCCUGUGACUCAAGUUGCUUGGAAUGUGCAGAUGGCAGUCCAAAGGGAUGCCUCCGAUGUCCGCCAUCUCGCUAUUUGAGACCUGCAUCGUCCGUUGCAGUUGUGGGCUCAUGCGAGCAGUCUUGCCUUGCUGGCUUCUUCGUUCAACCCUCCAGCCAACGUUGUCAGAUGGCGCCUGCUGAUGUCCAGGUAGAGCGCUUCUACCUUCGGCUGACCUUGCGAAUCUCUGUGGAGGACUUCUUGGCCAAUGCUGGCACGCUCAAAGAAGUCUUGAGGAAAUCCGCAGAGACCUUGGCCGUGUCUUCUGAGGAUGUACGCUUCCACAGAUGGGACUCGGCCAAAGAAGGUCUCGGCGUCUUCUUUUUCCUUGAGGUGGAGAAUCCCUUCGUGCAGCACCAGAAGUCUGAAGAGUGGUUUAGCAUCGACGACUGGUUCUCAUCCCUGCCAGUCCCAGUGGAUGAGAUUCGCAUCAUGACUCAGAAUCAGCUUUAUCCACCUGGUGCACCAGAUCUUCAAGCACCCUUCUUGGAUGCAUGGACGUGGGGAUUCAUUGGUGCCGGUGCUGCAUCCCUUCUGCUUAUCUACCCGCUGUACAGCUUCUAUUUCGUCAGGAAGUACCGCCAGCAAUAUCCAUACCAAUCUGGUGAAGGCCAAGAAUUGUUUGUUGACGAAAUCUUGGACCGGAGUGAUCACGCUGUGCUCACAGCGAUGUCGCAAGCUGGGAAUCUGAAGGUAGCUGCUGGUGACGAUGGAUGAGAGCAAGAUAGAUACAGUGGUUUCAGAGUAGAUGGCACAGUCCC
Durusdinium trenchii is the source of this 2258-nucleotide messenger RNA. The record is from the annotation of a GenBank genome assembly. Lineage: Eukaryota; Dinophyceae; Suessiales; Symbiodiniaceae.